This is a messenger RNA of Clupea harengus (Atlantic herring), 1949 nucleotides long. It is a transcript of the gene hccsb, whose product is annotated as holocytochrome c synthase b. The record is from RefSeq and is a predicted model, not a curated record. Gene Ontology annotation, molecular function: holocytochrome-c synthase activity. Gene Ontology annotation, biological process: cytochrome c-heme linkage. Gene Ontology annotation, cellular component: mitochondrion. Lineage: Eukaryota; Metazoa; Chordata; Actinopteri; Clupeiformes; Clupeidae.
GUCACUUUAAAGUCAGCGCAAUGCACUAUGGGUAUUACUACAGUGUGCACGUUGAGUGGUUGACAUUGGGAGACUUCAGCUAACCGUGGGACGCUGUAAGGGUCUUCAACAAUGGGCUCGACUAUGUCAAAUCCCGCGCCUACUGUCAAAGCUGAGGCCGUGAUGGUGGCUCCAAAUGUCGGGCUGUCCCCUCCACAAGGCUGCCCAAUGCACCGGGAGCCCCAACAAAGCGUUCCAUCGCCACCGGUCUCUACUCCAGUCUCUCCUCCAUCUGAAUGUCCAAUGCACCAACCAGAUGCUCCUCCUGCAUCCCAGGGACCUGUGCAUCAGGAGCGGGCAUACGAGUUUGUGGAGUGUCCAAUGAAAGCAGGGGCUCAAGGAUUGGGACCCAAAGGUGACAUUGACCCAACAAAUAUGAUGCCACCUCCAAAUCAAGUCCCAGCCCCUGACCAGCCUUUUCCACUGGACAUAGCCAGGGCGGAGUCGAAAAUCCCCAGAUCGGGAACUGAAAAAAACUGGGUGUAUCCCUCAGAGCAGAUGUUCUGGAAUGCUAUGCUGAGGAAGGGCUGGCGCUGGAAGGAAGAUGACCUCGCUCCACACGACAUGUCGAACAUCAUCAGCAUCCACAACCGAAACAAUGAACAGGCCUGGGAAGAAAUCCUGAAGUGGGAGGCCCUCCAUGCUGAUGAGUGUCCCUGUGGGCCUUCCCUCAAGCGUUUCGGGGGGAAGGCAAAGGAGUUCUCUCCCCGGGCUAGACUACGGCACUGGAUGGGGUAUGAGUUGCCAUUUGACAGACAUGACUGGAUAGUGGACCGCUGUGGGAAGGAGGUACGAUACGUGAUUGACUACUAUGACGGCGCCGUGGACAAGAGCACCUACCAGUUCUCCAUCCUCGAUGUGCGUCCGGCCUACGACUCGCUGGGUGCUGUGUGGGAUAGGAUGAAGGUGGCGUGGUGGCGUUGGACGUCGUGAAGUGGAACAAGCAGAAACCCCAAACAAACAAGAACAUACAACUUACUUGCAUUAUAGGCGCUGUGACAAAGACAUCAGUUCUCUCAUCUAAGUUCUAAGACAUUCACCUGAAAGAUUUGUAAUUUAAUGCCACUCUAGGUAAAAUCCCGACUUAAGAAACACAUCUAAAGUCAUCUCUGGCUUCAAAAAGAGCCUGGAUGUGUGUCUCCCUGAAAAAAAGCCAUUGCUGAAGUUGGCUCUUACCACACUUGUGACUCCUUGCGUUCUGCACAUAAUUCUAUCUUCCAAGAGAAUAUCUAUUUGGAAUACCAUUGUUGUUCCGGUAUGCUAUAGUCACACAGACAUCUUUUAUAACAGUCUGUCGAAGUUAUACCUUAAAUUUUAGAGCUGUCAUAUAAUUCAACCCUACAGGAAGAGAUGAAAUGGAUAAGAUUUCUUGCUUUUGGACUAGGUGACUCUUAUCUGGCAGAGUUCAUCAAAGUAGAGCUUUGAACCAUGCAGUGAGGUUUUGCUGAUUGUGAGGUUUGAAUGAGAGUUGUUUGCUCUUGUCCUGAGGAAGAGGGCCAGGGAUUCUCAAGGAAAUGUUCAUGAAACAGCACGUAAGAUACUAUUCUGCCCAACAUAUACUGUACCCACAAUGCCGGUGCGGUUGGAUUGUGUUGGCGGCAAGGGACACGACUCAAAGAAGGGCUUGUAUUCUAUGCAUAGUAGAUGCAAAAUGCUGUUGUAAAUACUGGUUGCCUGACGAGCUGUUAUUACAAACGGAGAAGGAAAAAGAAGAAAAGCAACUCUUCUAUGUCUGUAUAGCUAAUCGCACAGAUGGCCUAAAUCUACAACAUGCUGGUGGUUCUGGUUAUUGCUCUCCUCUUCAAAAGGGAAUCUGUCUGGUUAUCAGUAUUUUUCAGUACUUUCUUUACAUUUCAUUUUGCCAGUGAUCCAUCUGCUUGUGCAAAUAAACCUUCAACAUGUCAAUGUUA